AUGAAAUCGACUGGCGCAGGCAAGCCGAGCCGCCCGCCACUCAAGCUCGAAUGGACGCGUCGCGAUGUGGUGGGCGCCAGAGUCGAGGCAGUAAUGAGACGGGCUGAGUGGCUCGCGGUGGCUCGCGCUCAGGCCGCAGAAGCUCAUGCGCAGCCGUCGCCGCAGCACCUCCCGCGGCCCUCACCCAUUGCAACGCCCACUGUCACUGCCUCGCUCCGCAUGCUCCCGUCGGCUUGGCCGCGGUUUGCGCUGCCUCACGCCGGUGACACUGACGAGGAGGCGCGAGGAUGCCGUGCUCGGAACUUGACUCUCCGUACAUCGACCAGCAACCUACCACUGCACGACGACGACGACGACGACGACGACGCCUUCGCCUUAUCCGCUCAUCUCAACCCAGCGCUCCCACUCGUCGCCGCCCAGAAGAAGCUCGCCUUCAUUUGGCUUUGCGCUUAUUUCACCGCGCCGCGCCGCACCGCACCGCAUCGCACCGCAUCGCAUUGCUCUGCACGCCAGCGAGCCCACACAAGCUUCUUGCAUUCUCUUAAUCCGAAUCUCGAGCUCUUCCUCUUCCGUCCCCUUUCAGGUGUCAGUCUCAACGCCGCAGCACUGCAUCUCUCCUCCGCUCCCUUGCGCAGGGGCGUGGCAACCAUCCUUGGAUGGCCCCACCGACCGACGCUCAGUCGGGUCAUUUCCACUCUCGAGGAUGAACUGGGGCUCACUUUCGGCCCCCACGACGUCUACGCCUCGUCUUCCAGCAGCAACAGCAUAAAGGCCAUCAGGAUCUUUUACAGCCGUCAAAGCGAACAGCCGUGGCCUCGCUCCUGUGCGGAGCUAGCAAGGAGAGCGACCGCUAAUCCCGCCACCUACUGUCUCGCCGUCAUCGCACAUACCUUCACGCUGAUGGAACACCUCAUCAUGAGCGCUUCCAUCGAACCAAGCACGCCGCCGCCUGAAUUGGCUUCUCCCAUCGUGGCCUCGCAAGUGCCGGCAGCGUCGACCCAGACGCAUGGUAAAAACGAUCAGAGUGACGCACAAGCCGUGCCACAUCAUUCGGGCACACUGGCCGAUCUGGCGACCACGGCGCUUUCGGGCGUGAUGCAGGAUAUAGGGUCCAUUCACCGUGGCGCGGGCGAGACUCCCGAGCACUCAGCACCACCGUCGAACGCGGAUCAGGCAAAACCAGAGCAAGAAGCCCUUGACUGGUUUGGUGCGGCAUCUCCCACCUCGUCGUCAGAGGAUGCACCUGGGUCCGAAUACGACAUCUUCGAGGAUCAGCCCGUCUAUCCCAACGCUGCGAUGGAAUUUGUCUCAACAGCAGACCACGUCAUGUCGGCGGAGCAGAGCGCAGAGAAUGAUCAAAGUCGUGGUGGUGACGUCGGGCUGGACAGGGUCUCGCCAUCGCCGGGUGAUGAGGGCCGAGAGAAUGGCCAGCCCCCCGGACAUCGAGAGCCGGUCUUGCCGGAGACGGUUUUCUCUGACCCUUCUGCCCAUCGGUCUAGCAAUCAAAAAGGGUCGGACACAUGUGCCGAAAGCGAGCACGAGUCCCACGCAGGAGACAUUGGCUGUCUCAUCAGCGUGUCGGCCCUGCUGGACGAAGUACGAAGCGGUCGAGCAAACGAGCAGAAGCACGAUUUGCUGCAAGAGCCUGCAGCAGAAGCCAGCUCGACCUCGCACUUCGAAGCACUUCAGUCACAGAGUGCAGAUGACGGAAGCGUUCCGGGCGGAAAGGCAGCCACAAACGAUCUGCAUCCGGACUUGCCUCUACUUGCCCCGACCCCGGCCACGGCACCAGUCCAGGCAAAGCCCAAGCAGUCCGGCAAACGUGCGAGAGCAGAAUCCGAUGCGUCGACUAUCCCCAAGGCCAAAGCACCUUCAAAGCGUGCCCCAACCUCUAAGCCAAAGGCGCCGCCCAAGCCGAAAGCACCGCCCAAGCCAAAGGCCCCGCCGAAGCCUAGGAAGCCUGCCAAGUCAAAGGCAAAGCCGCCGUCAGGCUCGGCUGACCCAGCGAGUGCGUCAGCCGAAGGGCGCCUUGGCCCCUUGCCAGUCCCCCUCGCUGGGACACUAUCCCUCCCGGGGCCAUCACAUGCGGCAGCACCACUCGCGGCACAGCCGAGCGGUGCAGAAGCAAUCAAUCCCCCGCAGGAAGCAUCAGCAAUCGACGCAGCGGAAGUGCCUGCUGCUGCUGGAUCUGCACACGGCUCUGGACUUGACCAGGUUUCGACUGAUCAUCCAAGCUUCGCCGGUGGGGCCCAUACUGCGACGAUCCUCGAUGCGCACAUGGCAAACACCGCGCCCAAGGAGGCUGCCAAGGAGGCUGCAAAGGGGUCUGCCAAGGGUAGACCGAACGCGCCGGCCCGUUCCAGGGCCAAGCCGAAGGCCAAAGCAGACUCAGGCCCUUCAGGGUCCAACGUAGCUGGAGCUCAGGACUUCAGUGCGACCUCAGAGGCUCUACAGCCGAUGGCUCCUACCGCUGCUCUGAGCGCGAAAGGACCUCUCGCCGAGCUUCGACCUGCCGAGAUGGAAGGAUCUGUCUCAGAGCUCGAGCUCGAGCCCGGCACUGCGAAGAAAGCUGCCAAGGGAAAGAGAGCACCAAGGAAGAGCGGCCCGAAGCUGGACAAGAGCAAAGCAGCAACUUCAGCGGCAGCAACUGGAGCAGAAGCUUCGCAGCCCACGGGUGACGCGAUGACGGGAUCGCAGGUUGCCACAGCUGGAGCGGCUCCAGCCUCGGAGUCCGGCGUCAGCAAUUGGCCUCCGGCAAGCUCGAACAUCUUUGCUCCAGUCCAACCGAUGCUGUAUCCGGCGCGGGCGUAUUAUCCUCCUCGGAAUCACGCUGCUCAGACCCAGCAUCCGAUGAACUUGAAGUCGCUGACGAGCGCAGCCGACAUAGCGAGCGCCGAGGCGCAAUACUCGGAUGCAUCGUCGCUGAAUCGAGCCUCCUCGCCGACCGGAUUCGACAAGGCAAGCGAGAACACAAGUCCCGCGACGGCUCUGAACACGUUCGCGAGCACCGGAGGUGAUGCUGCGUCGGAUGCCACGUCUCUUUCGCCCGAUCGGUCCAUGUCGUUAUUGGACCUCGAUCCGAGGCUCUUUCCGCCCGGCUGGAAGCCACCUUAUUUUGAUCUGAUGGAUCCAGACGUGCUCAUGACGACCAUGCGUGACCGCACCGUGUGGACCUUUUGGGACUGCUAUUUGCCUCUAGGUUGCCGGGACCAGGAUAUGGUGCUGCUAUCCAACGACGGCGUUGCGUUCCCGUGUGCUGCUUGGAAUCCAUGCCUCUUCUCGACGUUGCUGGAGCGCGUGAUCAAGAACCCCAGCCGGGCCGUCCGCAUCAUCUUGCAACGUGGCGCAGAGGAGAAUCGCAAGCAGCUCGGCUACACGCCUCUCCCCUGCAUCACUCUGGACGAGAACUGGCACGCGAGCAACCUUCUUCUCUCGUUCUUGCAUCCCAUCCCGACCAUGUUCCUGCCGGACCGGGCGACGUGUCGACUGGUGCUGGACCUUGGCAUGCGCUACGGAAUUGACCGCGCCGUCACGGCUGCCACUCAAAGGCUCGGUCAGCUCGAGCAAGAGGAUGCAGCUGCCAAGGAUCCGCCGCAGGCGAUGGACAAGGGCAAGGGCAAGGCGAGAAGCACCGAGGAAGAAAUCGCGGCUAGUCUCGCGCAGGGCGCUGCAGACGCAAGGCAAUAG
Messenger RNA from Moesziomyces antarcticus, 3687 nucleotides. RefSeq lists its product as uncharacterized. The transcript has 6 exons. NCBI's taxonomy places the organism in Eukaryota, Fungi, Basidiomycota, Ustilaginomycetes, Ustilaginales, Ustilaginaceae. The record is from RefSeq and is a predicted model, not a curated record. The coding region runs from base 1 to 3687 and encodes 1228 amino acids.